Messenger RNA from Topomyia yanbarensis, 2310 nucleotides. Its product is annotated as probable G-protein coupled receptor Mth-like 11. The transcript is spliced from 9 exons. NCBI's taxonomy places the organism in Eukaryota, Metazoa, Arthropoda, Insecta, Diptera, Culicidae. Gene Ontology annotation, molecular function: G protein-coupled receptor activity. Gene Ontology annotation, cellular component: membrane. The record is from RefSeq and is a predicted model, not a curated record. Bases 708 to 2009 code for a protein of 433 amino acids. Gene Ontology annotation, biological process: G protein-coupled receptor signaling pathway; cell surface receptor signaling pathway.
UUCCCUCAGUUCAUGAACGGCAUUCGAACGGUUCGGAUUGUUUUGGUUUUGUUUCUUUUCGAGAAGAAGCGCGUAGAACACACAAGUCGGCCCGUCGUCGUCGUCGUCGUUGUUGUUGUUAUCACUCGGACACGUGGUUCCCCGCGAAUCGGUAUAGAUCAACAAUCUAUGUUUGUCGCGAGCAGAUCGCGGUUUCGGUUGCACUGUUUGCGUUUUGGAUGGGAGUGACACAUUUUAAGGUUGUGGAUUUGACGGUGUCUGUGACGUAGUCGCUGAAUCAAGCAAAAUUCACAGUACCACCCGUUAGCAAUGUUGGAGUAAAUUGUUUGCUGUUCUGUGCAUUUUAAUUUUGGACCGGCUGUAUCUUAUCUCGACGUGUUUGGAAACCACUUUGAUUUCUGUGUAUCAGAAAGGUGUGAUAGCAGGUGCCAGUUAUCGUUGAAUAGAGUUGUCAACCGAUCGAUGCAAUGUGGUGUUCAAGUCCGAGCAGCAGCAGCAGUAGUGAUGAUCGCCGGUGAAGGGCAAAAGUGGUGCUAGAGAAGUGUGAACAUGAAGACUUGAACGCGGCUGGAACAUGUGCGAAUUAGUUUCACAGUGAGGAAGCUUGCAUAACAUUGCGCGCGAAAAUUGCUUCCCGGCGCGACGUGAACAAAGCAGUGCCAAAAAUAUCGCGAAUUUAAUGGACUGAGGUUUAGCUAGGAAUAAACAUGAAGUACAAAUUUAACAAUGAAAGCAACCUGCUGGUUGUGCUAGUUGGUUGCGUUUUAGUGGCCAUAGUUAGUGGCGAUAUCGGUGCCGGCAGUGUUCCGGCUGCACUGACGCUGAAGGAACAGUCUUGCUGUCAGGAUGGAGACGUGUUAUCUCUGGCGCUUCACGGUUGCUUCAACCAAUCGGCAAACGCCACCUACAAGGUGGUGCUGAACUGUACACAGCAUUAUUUUAUCUAUCAGGAUCUGGAGGUGGAGGUGCACGUGGACUCACGGGGUGCGUUGGUGGACGGCAACUACGAUGUCGAUUGGGCGGACUACUGCUCGGCCACCCUGCUGGAUGGGGAUGAUACGCAGCCGGCGUUCAUGGUGUGCUUCAACAACGACGGGUACGCAUCGAGCCUGUCGUUCUACUUCAGCAAAGGAAUUAUGAUGCUAAUCUCGGUGUUCUUCCUGGCCGUUACGCUGUACAUCUAUUUCCUCAUCCCGGACCUGCGGGAGACCCAGGACAAGGUUACAUCGAUUGCCGUCAUCUGUCUAAUGAUGUUUAUGCUGUUGUUGAGUGUGGUGCAGCUGCGGACCUCCAUUACCUACAGCUCUCUAUGCACGGUGAUAGCGUUCCUGAUGUACUUCUUCCUGAUCAGCUACUUUGCCUGGCUGAACGUCGUAAUGGCCAACGUGUGGAAGUUGACAGUGGCACGGCAGUGGAAAAUUAAGGAGCGCGCAUGGUAUAUCCUUAAUCACAUCUAUGCGAAUACGGUGGCCCUCACGCUGACUGCAAUGGUGUACGUGUAUCAUUCGCGGAAUGCUACCUUUGGGGAGAUAUCCUGCUGGUUCCGAACGGAACGGGAACAGUCCUACUUCGUCUAUCUGCCACUGAGCGUAAUGCUGAGCAUCAACAUCUUCCUCUUCGUUUGGACCAGCUACCAUCUGCAUACCAGCGGGGACGACAUUAGCCCGGACCGAAAGAAGGCACUGAGAUACAAAUGCAUGCUCUACUUGAGAUUAUUUUUACUGGCCGGUCUAAUCUGGAUAUUCGAAAUCAUUUCUUUCCACGUCGAGGAUGGUCAUCUAAGCCGGUCUUGGUUCUGGAUUCUCAUCGAUUCGAUAAACUGCCUGCACGGGGUGCUGAUCUUCUUUGUGCUGAUCGUAUGGCGGCAGCGUAUCAAGCGGGAGCUUUCCGGCCGGCGGAUAUUAUGCUUCCGUGGUCCAGCCAGUUGGUCGCAGCUGAAAGAUGACGAACAGGAACAGCUCGCCGAUGAAGACCGAGAGUACGGAAAGUACGACCUAAUCAUCAAGUGAAAAGAACAGACAUAAUCCACUCCAUCGAGAUAGGAUUUGACGUGUUCGAGUAGUAGUAGUAGCAGCAGCAGCAGCAGGAACCGAAGUUUAACACAGGCGCAGUGACUUAUUUUAGCGGUAGUACUUUAACAUGUUUGACAUACACACCAAUGAAAUCGUUGAUAGCUUUUAAAAUUGCUUCAUUGUAUGCCUUUGAUUAAGAACUAAAAUAGCUAAGACAUUUAUUCACACGUUAAAGAAUUUGAAUUUUAGAUUUGCAAGCAAAUCAGUAACAGCUGAAUUACAAAACGUUACUAGAAAA